CUGAGUAUGCGCGAAAAAUUCCUCUUCGAAAAUUGUUUUGGUUGCUGGGAGAAUAAUGCUUUGACAUUUUAAGACAAGAACCGAGAGAUUUCAUUUAGUUAACCAUUUGAAUAUGAAGCGAGUAUUUACCCUGAAUGAGAAGACUCAUGGACCAGGGGGAAUAUUUUACCAAUGGCAGAGGUCUUUGGGGAAUUAUUUGGCCACUACAGGAUUUGAUCACAAUGUGAGGAUCUUUGACCGUCAUGGAGAACUUAGAGAAGAAAUAAACCUCCCUGGUUUGUGUACUGGGUUUGGCUGGGAUGUGGAUGGUGACGUCCUUGCUAUCAUUAAUGACAAGACGGGUGUUGUGUUCCUGUGGAACGCCAAUUCAGCGAGACUGUCACAGCUGGAUAGUGGACUCAGGGACAGUCUAACCUUCCUGCUGUGGUCAAAGACAGGUCAACAGCUGUCCAUAGGAACGGCCAAAGGAAACUUGAUGAUAUACAAUCAUCAGACAUCAAGAAAAAUCCCCAUCCUGGGCAAGCACACUAAGAAGAUCACGUGUGGGGCCUGGAGCAGUCAGAACCUGCUGGCCCUGGGCAGCCAGGACAACACGUUGACCAUCAGUAACGCUGAGGGGGACACCAUACGCCAGACCAACCUCCGCGCUGAGCCCAGUGACAUCCAGUUCUCUGAGAUGAAGGGGGAUGAAAGGAGUCAGAUGGGGGAUAACACGGUUAGCAUAGUAAUUGGCAGGAAGACUUUGUAUUUAUACAACAUCAAUGAUCCAGAGAAUCCCAUAGAGCUGGCAUUUCAGCAGAGAUAUGGAAGCAUUGUGGCCUAUAAAUGGUAUGGUGAUGGCUACAUCAUGAUUGGUUUCUCACAGGGUUUCUUUGUAGUUAUCUCCACACAUAUGAAGGAGAUUGGACAGGAGCUGUUCCAGGCUCGUAACCACAAAGACAACCUAACCUCCAUAGCCAUCACACUGUCCCUGAACAAAGCUGCUUCUUGUGGAGACAACAUUGUGAAGAUCCAUGAACUAUCGGACCUGAAGGAAACCUAUGCUAUUCUGAACCUGGACGAUGAGCGUCAACUGGGCCAAAUUAACUGGACAGAUGAUGGUCAGCUCCUGGCCGUGUCCACCAAGGCGGGCAGUCUCCAUGUUUACCUGACCAAGCUGCCCAUGGUGUUUGAUACAUAUAACACCAGGCUGGCUUACCUGACUUCUCUGCUGGAGGUGACAGUACAGGAUAAUGUGUCCGGGGAUGCCCCUAUAGUGCUGGCAGCUGAUGUGGAGCCAGCCUUCAUUGGCCUAGGACCCUAUCACCUGGCUGUGGGCAUGAAUAACAGGGCAUGGUUUUAUGCCUUGGAUUGUGAAGUUGGGGCUCCCCCUGAGAAGUUAAAGGACAGAGAAUACCUGGGCACUGUGCAGUCUCUGAAGAUGAAUGCAGACUAUGCUGCUGUCAGGUUUGAGGGAAAAGUGCAGUUACACAUGAUUGAGGGUGACCAGGGUGCAUCUGAUGACAGGGAGACCCGCCUCUUCCCAGACAAGGACCAGGCAGACACCAAGAUCACCUGUCACUGCCUCACCCCAGAAUUCCUCAUAUUUGGGACAGAUUCAGGGGGCCUCCACUACUUCUUCAUUGAGGACUGGCAGUAUGUGAAUGAGUACAGACACAUGGUGGGAAUCAGGAAGAUAUUUGUGGAUCCCACUGGAACUAGAAUCAUCUUCAUUGAUGAUAAGAGUGAUGGCUUUGUUUACAACCCUGUAAAUGACCAGGUGGUAGAAAUACCAGAUUUCUCACCAACAACCAAAGGCAUCUUGUGGGAAAAUUGGUUAAGUGACAAGGGAAUUUUUGUGGCCUUUGAUGAGGAGAAAUUAUACACAAAUGUCUACUGCAGAGAAACAGUCAAUGAGUCAGUGUGUGAGUUGGUAGGGGUCACUAAGCUGCCCUAUGGCCAGGUGCCUAUGUUGUUAUACAAUGGAGAGGUCACCCUGCAGACACAGAGUGGGAAGACAUCUAACUUGGUCCUAGACACUCACAGUUUUGAUGGCAGAAACCUACAGGAGAUGCCUCCUGCUGAUGUGAAGACAGCUCUAGACCAGUGUAUAAAGCUGAGGAGAUACAAGGAUGCCUGGGCUCUCAGUGCUCACCUGGACUCCAGAGAGUCUUGGCUGGACCUGGGCAGAGCUGCCCUCUAUAAUCUGGAGAUAGACUUUGCCAUGCGUGUGUACAGACAGAUAGGAGAUGUGGGGAUGGUGAUGUCACUGCAGGCUAUCAAGGACUCUGAGGACAGGAAUCUGUUGGCUGGCUACAUAGCUAUGUUCACUGAGGACUUUAACAGGGCUCAAGAUCUGUUUCUGGCCUCCAGUAAUCCUCAGGCCGCUCUAGAGAUGCGCCGAGACCUGCUGCACUGGGACUCUGCACUGCAGUUGGCCAAGGCGCUGGCCCCUGACCAGAUCCCGUUCAUCUCCAAGGAGUAUGCCCAGCAGCUGGAGUUCACUGGGGAUUACACUAACUCCCUGAUGCACUAUGAGAAGGGGAUCACCAAGGAGGAGGCGUACAGGGAACAUGACGAGAACUGUGCUGCCGGGGUGGCUAGGAUGUCCAUCAGACUUGGGGAUAUCAGGAGGGGUGUAGGUAUGGCUGUACAGAUGCCAGGAAGAGCACUGAAGAAGGAUUGUGCACAGAUAUUGGAAAACAUGAAGCAAUGGUCUGAGGCUGCUAUGCUGUAUGAGAAAGGUGGUUACUAUGACAAGGCUGCGGCUGUCUACAUUAGGUCCAAAAACUGGGCCAAGGUUGGUGAGCUGCUCCCCCAGGUGACCUCCCCUAAGAUCCAUGCCCAGUAUGCCAAGGCUAAGGAGGCAGAUGGCCGCUACAAGGAGGCAGCACAGGCGUAUGAGAAUGCCAAGGACUGGGACAGUGUCAUCAGGAUCAACUUGGAUCACCUCCAGAACCCAGAAGAUGCAGUGAGGAUAGUAAGGGAAACACAGUCAGUGGAGGGAGCCAAGAUGGUGGCUAAGUUUUUCUUGAAGCUGAAUGAUUAUGCGUCUGCCAUCCAGUUCCUAGUGAUGUCCAAGUGCAAUGAUGAGGCCUUCCAGCUGGCACAGCAACAUGAUCAGAUGGAAGUGUAUGCAGAGAUUAUAGGCUCUGAUGCCACUGCAGAGGACUACCAGAGUAUUGCCCUGUACUUUGAGAAUGAAAAGAACCACUUCCUGGCUGGGAAGUUUUUCUUCUUGUGUGCCCAAUAUGGAAGGGCUCUCAAACAUUUCCUGCGCUGUUCUAACAGUGAUGAUAGUAAGGCAAUAGGGAUGGCCAUAGAGACAGUGGGGCAGGCCAAUGAUGAUGCUCUCACCCAUCAGCUGUUUGAUUAUCUACUGGGAGAAACAGAUGGUGUGCCCAAGGCCAGCAAGUACCUGUUCCGCCUGUAUAUGGCACUGAAACAGUUCAGGGAGGCUGCCAGAACAGCCAUUAUCAUAGCCAGGGAGGAGCAGAAUGCUGGAAACUACCGAGAUGCCCAUGAUGUUCUGUUCAGCAUGUACCAGGAACUGAAGCAGCAGAAAAUCAAGAUCCCAUCAGAAAUGGCUCAUAACUUAAUGAUUCUUCACAGUUAUAUACUGGCAAAGGUUCAUGUUAAGAGAGGGGACCAUCUCAAAGGGGCUAGGAUGUUGAUACGUGUGGCCAAUAACAUCAGCAAAUUUCCCUCUCAUAUUGUUCAGAUCCUCACGUCCACUGUGAUAGAGUGCCACAAGGCAGGACUGAAGAAUUCCUGCUUCAGCUAUGCAGCCAUGCUGAUGAGACCAGAGUACAGGAACCAGAUAGAUGUGAAAUACAAGAAGAAAAUAGAACAGAUAGUGAGAAAACCUGAUAAAACAGAGGAAGACGAGCCCACGACCCCCUGUCCCCAGUGUGGGUACGCCCAGGCAGAGACAGAGCUGGUCUGCCCCAACUGCAAGAAUAACAUUCCAUACUGUAUCAUUACUGGACGCCACAUGACGAAGGACAAUGUGACAGCAUGCCCCAGGUGUGAUUUCCCUGCUCUCAAGGAUGAGUUUCUUAGUGUACUGGAGACAGAAGAGAACUGCCCCAUGUGUUCAGAGAUGGUGAAGAGCGAGGAACUGAAAGAUGUCAUGGACCUGAACAAAUACAUGAAUCCUGACGAGGGAGAGGACUGAUGGCACCAUAAGAGCACUUCUUUUUGAACACAAUAUCAGAGAUUUGAAAAAAAAAGGUUGCAAAGUCAUGAGACAAAAGGAGUGGAUCAUAGAUUAUGGUAGAAGAGAGGAUACCAUAUGUCUCUUCUCUCCUAUUAAAAUUAACUUUUUACAUAACCCUGUUUUGCAUCAGGUAUUAUUGUAUUUAGAAGGCUAGGUGUUGAAAGCUUUUUAGCAGGUGACCAGCGGGUGAAAAGCUUUAUAUGAUAUCAUAAAGUUGUGAAUUUUGCUGUGAGGAGGAUAUUCUGAGAAACGAGCUACAUGUUUUUUUUUUAUUUGCAAAGAUGUUCGAUGCAUUAUCAAAUAAAGAAAUCCGUCCAUUUCAAUUAAUACUAAUGUUGUUUUUAAUUUGAAACUAUGUACAUUAUAUGUAUUGGAAGUCUCUAGUUGGAUAUUUUUUGUGAAUGUUAAGACGUGAUUGUGCACCAUCUUUACUGUAAAAAGACCGAGAGUUAUGGCAGAAGCAUGUGUGGUGACUGUUGAAAGCUUUCUGCUUUGAUAUAGCCUCUUCAUCUGACCAAGGCAAAGAUCUAUUUCACCAGACGUAAAGGUGAACGACCGUCUACCCGUAAUCCGCAAUCAGUAGGCAAAGGAGAAAUAUGUGGUAAUGAAACCUGUGUGGUGCGAUAAAACUAAUGAACUACGUGUAUAUACACUAAUUAAACCAACGUGGAAUUAUCACGAACAUCUUACCACAGGAAUCGAAUGUCUCUAGAAACAACCUACUUGUCCACAAGUAAAAGAACUGAAAGA
Molecule: messenger RNA, 4948 nt
Organism: Lingula anatina
Lineage: Eukaryota; Metazoa; Brachiopoda; Lingulata; Lingulida; Lingulidae
Product: WD repeat-containing protein 19
Biological process (GO): intraciliary retrograde transport; cilium assembly
Cellular component (GO): cilium; intraciliary transport particle A
Molecular function (GO): protein binding
Source: RefSeq, a predicted model, not a curated record